AUGGCGCGCAAAGCCCUCUCUUACGGCGAGAUUGCAGACACCGUCCUUCCCUCCGCGGUUUUCACCGUCGACAAUCUGAGCGUACUCGCUAAGGAUAUUGACACUUACGUUCAACUUCCACCGCACGAUCGACCAGCUUUCAUGCGGGACAAAAUGGACAGCAUCUGGUCAGAAGCUAUCGAUUGGUCUUGCAGGCCUCAGACUCCAGAGUUCAAGAACCAGUGGUCUGCUUUGAAACGUUAUUACAAAGAGCAGGGGCGCAUUCGAGGACCACCAGCUUUACCCGAGAAGCUCAGUACCCGUAAAUGGACGGGCUUACGGGUCUGCGGCAUUGUCUAUCGCGACUCUAUUGAUGAGAUGGUUUAUCUGGGUACGGGAAUGAGACCCGGCGACACCAGAGGCUAUAUCGGCCACCGAAUCAAGUGCCGCACAGUGUUUUACUGGAAGUUGCCUCCUCAAGAGAGGCUCCAGUUAACCGACAUGGCGAAAGAAUGGCAGGCCGGUGCCGCACCGGCCGAACAAAAGAUGGAGGCGUACUAUCGCCGGUUUCAGACAUGGAUUAGAAAUGUGCACCUGACGGCUUUGCGCGAGUUCGGGCAGCAUCUGGUGACAAUGGCAAUACCUGAGCCUGGAUUAACAAACCCCCCCCGCCUACACGAAUUCAUGCACGAAUUGCGAAUACUCGACAAGCCCCUCGUCAAGACUGUUCCUGUUGGAGAUACUUUGUCUGAUAUCUAUCGUGAGGUUAAUCACGCCGCAGGACGUAUCGAGGGUGCCGCUCUGCCUACGUUGCUCAACAAGAAGUCGAGAUUGAAACGCAAAACAACUUGGACUAUCGACGAGACCAGUUUCUUUGGACACGACGAGCUCGUACUCAGCGAAGACGAGUUCGACGAGGAAUUGUUUUUCAAGGAGGCAAUAUCUAUGGUGUACACAAUUGUAAGGAUGGCGCACAGCAACAUUUCUAGCUAUCGAGACCUAGAUCCCCCAUGGGCGUCCUUUCAUCAGUUGGUGGACAGCAAAUACUUACUGCCCGAUACGCCUAUGAGUAUCCCAACUGCUCUUCGCCAGCCUAACUGCUUCAAAUACCUGAAACAUUGGUUCAAGGUGACGAAGGGGCUGAAGUUCAAUCAGUGGCAGAGAAAGAAUAGCUUGCCUAUGGACCCCGUACCCCAAGCCGACAGGUGGUGGGCGAGCUCGAUACCAAGCUACUUGCGUUCAACAGAGACCAUCCCGGCGGCGGCGGUAGCGGCGCUCGACUUUGUGCCCACGAUCGUUCAUUCACCGCGGACUGAAGGCUCGCCGAUGGCGCUUUCGCCUUAUGGGAGCCAAGGAGGCCACAUUGUACACGGCGACAGCGACCGUGAGCAGGACGCUCUGGAGAUGCUGGACAUUCCUUCUAUUCCCGAUCCGGACGACUUGCUUCCUGUUACUGCUUCAGCAGAGCAUGCUAGGACAGAGUUAGUGUGGACGUUUGUAUUGGGUUGGAUCUCGUACUUGCGAGGCUACUCUGCAGCCGGAGGAUUGUCGACAGGCGAUGAUGGCGUGGCGGCAUUUACGAUUGGUUGCGCAACCUUUACCGCAGUCUUCGAGGAGUUCUCGCAGGACUUGUCACAAUACGCGGACAAAUAUCAGUACCCAGGAUGGGCGCCCUCCAGUAGGUAUGCCCUGGCAAAUUCCCGGACGCACUAUCUCGCAUACCUUGUGCGGAAUGAGGAGCACGAUGUUCUUCUGCCUCUAUUGCGCCUGGUCACACGAAUGGAACCGGGCAAUCUGGAGUCCCCUUUCUUUGUGGUCCCACAUACAUCAUCGAGAGACGCCCCGUCAUGGAUCACAGAACAUCAUGGAGUACCAUCCUGGCAGUGGCAACGCUGCGGACUUCCGCCCUCUUCACAUACCCUUCCCCAUCUCUCUCAGAUAAUCCUCGAAUGGCUUAAGCGACCCGACCUUCUUGUCGAUAUGCAUGCCGGCAAACCACGUUCCCGGGAAACCGGCUUGGCUGUCAUACUGAAGAUCGCUCUGAUAUUCGCCGACCUCGAGAAUCUCGACGAUGAAAAUUGGACCUACUCCGGCGCUGCGUCUUUGCAACAUUCUACAUUGAGACCCCAUGUUGGCCAGCUCAAAAGUGCGAUCGCGGAGUGGGCGAAUGAUACCGCUGUUCGUCUAGAGGGGCUACUACCCGUCCUUGACGAUCUAGAGCUGCUCGGAGAGGCGGAGCUUGACGCAGAGUGCCCGGGGUCGGAUGCCUUUAACGGUGCGAAUGGCGCAAGCGCCAGCGAUGACUCUCGCUCUAUGCGGAAGCCAGCAAGCGACUUCAGGCCCAGCAACAUGGACGCCGCUUUCCUUGCUGUUGAGAUGGAUGACAUUCACCUUCCUCAUACCGUGCAGGAAUAUCGACAAGCUAUGGACGACGAGCCACGCACGGCGGUGCAAGAGCUGACUCGUAAGAGUCUGCAAGGCCUGGCCGCAUUGGAAGACAGAAAGCACGCGAACCGCUUGCUCAGAGCAGGGAUUUCCGAACCCAACCUCGGCUCUCGCGCAAAAAAGGCAGCUCGAGCGCCGGCACCCAAGAUCACCGCCGGUGCGUGGCAGCCGAUGCCUGCCGAGACUCUCUCUUCCCCUCAGUCCGAUGAAGAAGACGCGCCGCCGCCAAAGAAGAGACGCAGGACGAUGGUGAUCAGGAAGCCCAGGCUAGCGGGUCAGGAUCAAACACCGCGCACGGCGGGACGUAAGCCAAAGCAGGCACAACGGCAGACUGUACCCCCCGCGCGCGGCGCUCGAAAGAAGGGCGCCGCAAGGAAUGCUCGCGGCGGUGGGAGGAAGCGGAAGAUCAAGACCCCAGAGCCGGCUUCCGAAAGCUCGUCCCAAAGCGACGUUGAUGGGUCGCACCGCCAGUCUGACAGUCGCGGUGUCUCAGACGCUGGUAGCGAUAGCGAUGAAAUGCCGGCGUACAUCAGCAUUCAACGCCGAUCGCGAUACAGCAAUCUCAUUCGGCCGGUGACAUUUGAUGCAGAGGGCACCACCACCAGUGGUCUAGAUAGCGACGCUAUAGGGUCAGCACUGUCUGCCCAUCCUCCCCCUCCGCGCCGCUUGGCGUUUGUGGAGCCCCGUGAACCUAUGGUGCUUGCCACGCCGAGGGUGAGUACGCGGCGUUCACAGCGGGUGCGACCACCUUCCACCGCCGCGCAGCAGGGCGACAUCUCAGUGGUGGGCGAUACAGCAGUCCCUUUCAUCAACGUUACCCCAGCAGAUGGUCUCAGACGUAGUUCUCGGCGUCUUGAGCGUUCUCAUGUAGCAGGGCGUUGA
Peniophora sp. CBMAI 1063 is the source of this 3306-nucleotide messenger RNA. Lineage: Eukaryota; Fungi; Basidiomycota; Agaricomycetes; Russulales; Peniophoraceae. The record is from the annotation of a GenBank genome assembly.